AUGAGACGUAGGCGAGGCCGAAACUGCCGUCACCUUCAGCCUGGUUUAGAGUACCUCCUGAAAAAGCAAGGUUAUGUGCAAUUCAAUGGAAACGUAAAGCUUACGUUCUUUGCUGUUCUUUGCUCCGCCACCACUCACCGUAAGACCAAGAUUGAUUUUUCAAGCAGUUUUGUGUUCGGCCAAGAUAUCGCGAAUAGUGCCAAGGCAUCUUGCAACAGCCUGAUCCUGAUACUGGGCUAG
Protopolystoma xenopodis is the source of this 240-nucleotide messenger RNA. The record is from the annotation of a GenBank genome assembly. Lineage: Eukaryota; Metazoa; Platyhelminthes; Monogenea; Polystomatidea; Polystomatidae.